Messenger RNA from Hevea brasiliensis (rubber tree), 889 nucleotides. RefSeq names its product probable WRKY transcription factor 20. The record is from RefSeq and is a predicted model, not a curated record. Gene Ontology annotation, biological process: regulation of DNA-templated transcription. Gene Ontology annotation, molecular function: DNA-binding transcription factor activity; sequence-specific DNA binding. The transcript is spliced from 2 exons. Bases 44 to 724 code for a protein of 226 amino acids. Lineage: Eukaryota; Viridiplantae; Streptophyta; Magnoliopsida; Malpighiales; Euphorbiaceae.
UUCUCCCUUAUCAAUUCUCAUUAGAUGAUCUCUCUCCCCUUCAAUGGGGAAUAACGACCAUGACUGCAGUCCUUUCUUAUUUUCCUCUCCACCUUAUGCUCCAUUGUCCUCUCCUUCUUAUUCACUGUCAUCGUCUCCUCCAUUAUCUCCAAGUCCAGAUUCACCUUUUGAAUCUUCCUCAAGUCUUCCCCUACAUACUACCCAAUCUUCUUCAAGUUCUUUCCAUCCUUCUGCUGCUAAUCUUGGGCCAUGCGCUGCCUGCAUAGUCCAUGGUCAGAUAUGCACUGACAAGUGUUAUGUAGCUUCCUACAUACCACCCACUGAUUCACACAAAUUGACCGUCGUUAAUGGAAUAUUUGGAACUCCCAAUAUCGUCAGCUUCUUGCAGAAUAACAAUUCAUCGUCAUAUGUUCCACUGUUAUUAUUGUUGAGAGACACAACUACUCAAGAUGGAGAACUGAAGCAGACAAGUACUCAAGAGCAUCUGAAAGUCUUAUCUGCUGCUUCUAAUGGUGACCGAGCUUUUUAUAAUUGGAGAAAACAUGGGCAAAAGCAAGUAAAAGGAAGUGUGUAUCCGCUUAGCUACUACAGGUGCACACAUCCAAAUUGUUUAGUGAAAAAGAAGGUUGUAAGAUCAUUGGAUGGGUAUAUUGCAGAAAUUGUCUACGGGGGUGAACACAACCAUCCAAUGUUAGGAGUUCUUGGUCCAGUCAAUUUCUGUUAAAAUAAAGUCCUAUUCUUCAGGAAGUCCUAUUCUUUUGGGACUGUUAGGAUUUAUCUGCUGUUAUUUUUCUUUUCAACAAUUUUACGUUAUUUGUGUUUAUCUAUCUUUUGUAAGGCUAUAUAUUGCCAUGUCUAAUUUCAAUAAGAUUAUCACUUUGAAAUCCAA